AUGGACGAGGAAAAUGGAAGUAAAGCUGAUUUACAACUUGAUACUUUUGGUGAAACUGAUGAUGGCACAUUUGGAGGAGACGACAGGAGCUCGAUUCAAGCGGAGGACGAGCUCCGAACUAAAGAAAAGACACCGACCCUCUCCGCGCAAACACCGGCCCUGUCCGCGCACACACCGGCCCUGUCCGCGCACACAGCGUCUGUCAAAGGAGGCAGCGCAGCGAGUAACCCCGAAACUGUGGUCAACUUUUUACGCAGUUUUCUCUGCCAGAUGGAAAUGAUUGAUACUCUGGACUGUUUUGAAGCUGAAUGGUAUGACAUGGUAAAGAAUGGACAAAUUGAUGCUAACCGAGUUGAUAUGAUGCCAAAUGUGUACAUCCAAAACCGUCAUUUGGAAAACGAGCUGAAAAACGUCCAAAAGGAGAUAGAGGUGUACAGCCAGACCAUCACUGCAGCUGAGGAGGAACUGGUCAAGAUCCAAAAGGCCAGGGACCAUCAGUGGCUCAGACACAAGCGCGUAAUUCAGGAGAAAAACAAGCUUAUCGAGGAUAUAAGAAAACUCACAGUCCAAUGCAAUGAAUAUCAGCCUAAAAUCAAGCAAAUGAAUGAGAAAUAUCAAAAACUUGUGCAACAGACAAUGAAUGCCACAAUAGAAAGGGACAAGGCUUUGGUCCAAGCAAAAAAGCACAGCAAAAACCCUCAACAAGACCCUGCAUCACAUAUGGAAGAUAAACAAACCAAGUAA
Molecule: messenger RNA, 744 nt
Organism: Periophthalmus magnuspinnatus
Lineage: Eukaryota; Metazoa; Chordata; Actinopteri; Gobiiformes; Gobiidae
Product: sperm-associated antigen 16 protein-like
Exons: 1
Coding region: 1-744 (247 amino acids)
Biological process (GO): axoneme assembly
Cellular component (GO): axonemal central apparatus
Source: RefSeq, a predicted model, not a curated record